Molecule: messenger RNA, 1107 nt
Organism: Caenorhabditis remanei
Lineage: Eukaryota; Metazoa; Nematoda; Chromadorea; Rhabditida; Rhabditidae
Exons: 5
Coding region: 1-1107 (368 amino acids)
Biological process (GO): regulation of cell differentiation
Cellular component (GO): membrane
Source: RefSeq, a predicted model, not a curated record
AUGUACGCUGUCUUGUUCAGCGAUUCGAGACUUGUGUGGUUUGAGCAGAAGGGGGAUCGUAAGCCGAAGGGAAGUGUCCUAUUGAAAGAUGUGAUUCCUUAUAUUUGUGUCGGAUUGAUGACUGAUCGGAUGCCAGUAAAACGUCCAAACGUACCUGAGGGAAACUCUGUGCACCACUUGGUUGGAAUUGGAAUGAACCCGAAAGCCGACCCUUGUCACUGGAUUCUGUUCGCCUCGGAUUCGGAUAUUGAAUCCUGGUUCCUCGAAAUCACCAAAACCUUGCCAAAACCUGCUAACCCACCACCUCAAGGAGGACCAGGACCUCAAGGACCACCACCACCACAACAACAAGCGGGUAGUGGGGGAUACGUCCCCCCUGCAGUCUACCCAAGUGCGCCUCCACCAGUGCAACCUGGCUACAAUCCCCCUCGUCCAGGUCAAACCUACCCAUCCCAAGGACCGCCCGCAUACGGUCAACAGUACCCCAAUAACUAUCCCCAAGGAGGCGGUGGUGGCGUCCCCACGUCAUCUCAUACUACAGUAAUCGUGAGGGACGGUGGCGGCGGGGGUUACGGUGGCGGAGGUUACGGUGGAUACGGUGGAGGCGGUGGCAGUGGAUUCGGCUCCACUGCAAUGGGAUUCGGCGGUGGAAUUCUGGCGGGAAGUUUGCUGGGAUAUGGCCUCGGAUCGAUGUGGGGUGGACACCAUUCGUAUGGAGGAGGAUUUGGUGGAGGCGGAUAUGGAGGAGGAUAUGGAAUGGGCGGUGGAUACUAUUCGGAUAAUGACACGAAUGUUACGAAUAAUUAUUAUAAUUAUGGAGAUGGAGGGAAUAGUCAUGAUAAUAGUUCGAGCAAUAUGAAUGAUGCGGCUGGGAACGCCAACUCCCAACAACCCGCCGACAACAACUACGGAAACGCCAACGCCGAUCAGGGCACCUCCGACAAUUACGACUAUGGAAAUUCGACGGAAGACUACGGUAACGCCGGUUACGAUGCCGGCGAUUUUGGCGGCGGUGACUACGGUAGUGGUGGAGAUUGGGGAGGUGGCGGUGGAGACUUUGGAGGCGGAGACUUCGGAGGCGGAGACUUCGGUGGAGGCGAUUAUUAA